GCGAGCACGGCGCGGUAUGGAGCGGCGGCUGGGGGCUGUCUCCUGGGCGGGCAGGUAGCGAGGGCCCGCUCCGAGCCCGGGCGCCAUCGGGGGCUCCGGGACCCGCCCGCUUCUGCAGCCGCCGGGGACAGGUGCAUGUGACAGCAUUGCAGUGAUGAGCGGGAUUUUAAAGAGGAAGUUUGAAGAAGUUGAUGGCACCUCACCGUGUUCCUGUGUGUGGGAAUCGGAUGAUGACAUUUCUAGCAGUGAAAGUGCUGACAGCGGAAGUAAUGUCCAUCCAUCCACUUCUAAUCAUUUUACUCGUGCAUGUGACAGCAUUGCAGUGAUGAGCGGGAUUUUAAAGAGGAAGUUUGAAGAAGUUGAUGGCUCCUCACCUUGUUCCUCUGUUCGGGAAUCGGAUGAUGACAUUUCUAGCAGUGAAAGUGCUGACAGUGGGGAUAGUGUCAAUCCAUCCACUUCUAAUCAUUUUACCCCUUCUUCAAUCCUGAAGAGGGAGAAGCGGAAGAGAACAAAAAAUGUGCAUUUUAACUGUGUUACGGUGUAUUACUUCACGAGAAGACAAGGGUUCACCAGCGUUCCCAGCCAAGGGGGCAGCACGCUGGGAAUGUCGACUCGCCACAACAGCGUGCGCCAGUACACGCUCGGGGAGUUUGCGAUGGAACAGGAGAGGCUUCACCGAGAGAUGUUAAGAGAGCAUCUACGGGAGGAAAAACUCAAUUCUCUAAAACUAAAGAUGACAAAGAAUGGUACAGUGGAAUCUGAAGAAGCUAAUACCCUGACACUGGAUGAUAUUUCUGAUGAUGAUAUUGAUCUAGACAACACUGAAGUAGAUGAGUACUUCUUUCUACAACCCCUGCCGACAAAAAAGCGAAGGGCGUUGCUGCGAGCUUCUGGCGUGAAGAAGAUUGAUGUGGAAGAAAAACAUGAGCUGCGGGCCAUCCGCCUGUCCAGGGAGGAUUGUGGCUGCGACUGCCGCGUGUUCUGUGAUCCAGAAACGUGCACUUGCAGUCUUGCAGGCAUAAAAUGUCAGGUGGAUCGUAUGUCUUUUCCAUGCGGUUGCACUAAAGAAGGGUGUAGCAAUACAGCAGGUAGAAUUGAAUUUAAUCCUAUCCGUGUACGGACUCACUUUUUGCACACAAUAAUGAAACUUGAAUUGGAGAAAAACAGAGAGCAGCAAGUUCCAGCUCUAAAUGGCUGCCACAGUGAGAUAAGUGCACACACUAGUUCUAUGAGCCCAGGACCCCAUCCAGCUGAAUAUUCAAUUGCAGAAAAUUUUGAGAUUGAGACUGAACCUCCGGCUGCAGUUAUCCAUUCUCAGGCAGCCGAGGACUUGGGCUGCCCAGGGGAAGAGGAGGAAGAGGAAGACGGGAGUAGCUUUUGUAGUGGAGUUACAGAUUCUAGCACGCAGAGUUUAGCCCCUAGUGAAUCAGAUGAUGAUGAAGAGGAAGAGGAAGAUGAGGAGGAAGAUGAUGAGGAAGAAAAAGCAGAUGAUUUUGUAGAAAGCAUGGGCUCCCAUGCUGAUAUGGUGCCUCUUCCUUCUGUCCUUUGCUACUCUGAUGGAACUGCUGUGCAUGAAAACCACUCUAAAACCGCCUCAUACUAUACUAACUCUUCAAAUCUGUAUUACCAAAUAGAGAACCAUGUUGCUGGCACUGCUAACCAGAUUGGUGAGUCUUACUCAGAAAGGGAUGCUGUCAAGAACGGUAGUCUUUCUCUGGUGCCUUACAACGUGACUUCAGAACAGUUUGUUGACUACACGCGGCAAUCAGAGGAAACUUUUAGCAGCCCUCAUUACCCUUCUGCAAAUCCCUCAGUGAUUGUUUGCUGCUCAUCUUCUGAAGGUGAUAGCAGUGCUCCAUGUAACAGUUUAUACACUGAGCAUAGGCCAAGUCACCCUCAAGUGGAAUUUCACUCAUACUUGAAAGGUCCUUCUCAAGAUGGCUUUGUUUCAGCUCUGAAUGGCGACAGUUGUGUACAAGAGCACCCUGCUGAGAAUUCACUAAACCUCCCAGAAAAGAGCAGACUGCACGAAGAGUGCAUCAAAUCACCAGUGGUAGAAACGGUACCUGUUUAAUAUUAAAAUUAUUCUAGGACUGACUGCCUGUAUUAAAAUGCACUCACACUGGAUUUCCUAGAAUCUUACUUUUUUAAGAAGUAGACAACACUUGGACUAUAGUCAAUGUUCCAGACCCAUUUUGUUUUCUCAAGCUACACUGGCAGCGGUAUUGCACAAAACCAGUUCAUGUAAAGAUUUAAAUAAAAGUAAUCAAACUGUCUUUUGAUAAAAAUAAAACACGUAAGUAAAAAACACACUCAACAUAUUUCAAAGUAGCCUACCUGUCAAAGUAUGUGAAACCUGCCAAGCUAUCUGAAUCAAAGCUUCGUGUUUUUGAUUGUCGGGCCUGUGCAAGAUUGUUAAAAAUGAUACUUUGAAAUAAUCACGUUUAGAGUCCUAAUUUUCAACAUAUCUGAAAAAAUGGUAAGUUUAAUGUAAAAGUAACUACUGUACAAAAAAGUUUUAAUUGUUCUGUACUGUAUGUAUUUUAUUUAUGGUAGUUUAGUACUCAUGUUUUGAUAAAAAUGAACAGCAUGUUCAUUUGAGCAGAAGAUCUGUAUCUAGUUACAAAGAGCAUGUCCACUUUUCAUCUGGAUUCAUUUUUUUUAUAUACUAUUUCUGUUAAAUUAUCUUUAAAUGCAUUUUUAGAGUGUACUAUUUUCUCUUUUACUGUUCUUGACAAACAGCAGAGUCAGAAAGGGGGCAUUUACGUCUUCUAGAAAGGUGAAAGGUAGACAAUCCUCCAUUAAAAUUAAAAUCAGUGGCAUUCCAGAACUAGUACCCUCUCCCCAAAGAAAAAUUAUCUUGUAUAUAAUGGCAAAGCAGUAGCUUAAGCUUGCACAGCACCUUUUUAGCCCAACAUUCAGCUAUUUAUGCACUUUAGUGCCAUUUUUGCAGUACUGUAUUAACUGCGGGAACUGUGAAUUAUUUUGGAGAAAUGCCAUAGCUCCAGACUCUGAGGUGUAUGUAAGAUCUUAAAAUUAAUUGUAACAAAACCUGUAUGUUUUUCCCAAGCCAGUUUAUGAGUAUGUCAGUAGGUAAUUUGUAAAAGCAGAGUCUUGCUGAUCAAAGUUUAAAUGAAGCAUGGGAAAAAAUGUGAAAGUGUCUAGAUUUCCUAAAUAUUUAGCAGUUUUUAUGAAAUAUGAGACUGGCUUUUGUGGACUUCUGAUUGUAUCUCAAAUGUACAGAGUCAUUUGAUCUAAUUAGGAACCAGUGGAUUCAGUGAGGAAAGAGCUUCAGAAAUUUUAUAUCUGCUAAAGUUUGCAAGCAAAAUAGCACGUGCAUCACAUGGAUAUCUGUUACUUUGUACACCAUUUGUUUUUAAAUGAAAUGAGAAUUAAAAUACCUGCUGUAUCUCGCUGUAUCUCAACCUUCCAUUUAAUAACCAACCUUGCUUUCUUCUAGAAAAGGAGGUAUUUUAAUACCUGCUUUUCUGUACACUGAUAAUCCUGCACUGCCUUAUUUUGAUUUCAAAGUCUAUUUUAAGAUUUUUGUUCUUCGAAUACAGAAAUUUAAUUUAUUAUACAUCAAGUGGGUUGAAAUGUAGCCCUCAUUUGUUUGUCAAAAUAAGGAUUCAGCAUCUUAGUUUUUAUCUGUGUCAAAUCUAGAUGGUUAACAGUAUGCAUGUAAACACAGUGUAAAUUUUAGCUCUGUAACUGUGACUUCUGGUUAGAAGCUCUUUAAAACAUCAUGUACAGUACUCCAGUAGAAAAACUGCCAGGUUUAAAAUAUGCUUUUUAAAAAAAUAAGCUGACUUCAUUGUUUUUAUAUGAAAACUGGGCAAAGUGAUUUCUCAUUUUUAUGCUAAAUUAGCAAAAUAUUUUUACUCCAUGUAGUAGCUGGAAAGGUUUUUUAUUUACUUGUUUCCACAAGAAGUCCUACAUGUUUUAUAUGAACUGCAUCAAAAAGCCCUAAUUCUCUAGGGAUUGGAUUCCACGCUUCCCCCAUAUUCCAUCUCCUGGGAAGGCGCAGUCAUGGCUAUCUGGCUCAGCAGUUCUUUAGCCUCUCUUCUCUUAGUCACAGAACGUUCUAGUCUUUCUCUAAAGGCCGAGUAGCCAGGUAAGCACAGGUAUUCUCCAAUUCCACUUAGCAAAUACCCAACUUUAUUUUUAAAGGGAACCAUGUUAGUUCAUAAAAAGUUCUGUAUCUAAGAAUAAUAUUAUUCUGAUCAGGCUAUUCUAUGGGCAAAUGUAACACCUCUGUGUAUAUACGCAUCUUGCAUUAACAACAGGCUGAAAUCUGGCACUCUCACUCAACACCAGCACCAAAAGCACAAAUCCCUUCUACUUGAGCUGGGACGGUAGCUGUGAAUCAGUAGCAGCUUUUUAACCUCAGAGUGUGUUGGAUCAUGCACAUUUUACCAGGGUAUUUCUCUCAGGGGAAAAUUAAAUGAAAUUUUUUUUUUCAUUAUUCACCCCUGUACUGAGCAAUAAGAAAUUAUAUUCUCGGCCCCUGUGCUUUCCUAUGAAAAAAUAUCUUUAAUAAUGUUAGCAAGCACAGUAAGUGAUUAACUUUAUAAAAUACAUCUCGGCUACCUUUAAACUACCGAGAUGAUAGUUGUUUAAUAUCUCCAUUGGCACAGGCUUCAGACCCCAGGCCUCCUUAAUAUUAGCAUCUGUAUAAAUUUCUGAGUACUUUGAUGUAUAUGUUCCAUGCCAUUGGGGCAUCGGGGGUGAGUGCAGCUGAGUUCUCUAAAGCUUGCAGCACAGGAUGGCGAGCACCAGCUUGUGAUAGGGUAGAGAAGGCAGUGAUUCUAUAAAGAGCUUGCUUAAAGUAGCCAGUUCCUGGGAGUCACAAAGUAAAAUGUGCAGAAUAAAGAUUUAUGUUGAAAAAAUAUUCUUAACUACCUGGUGAUAAUAUAGAUAGUGAUACCUUUCUUUUGAUCCAAUCUGGUGUUUUGUCAUCAAGAUUUGAUCUCAGUACACAAAGCAAACAAAUCUUGUUUAGUUCUUGCAACAAGUUACAAAGUCAAGUCUGUUUAUAGUUCAUGGAGAUAUCCUGGUAGCUAUACUAAUAAUAUCAACAGGCCUAAAAACAGAGAGAAAAAAUCCAGAAACCUUUUUUCAGUAUAGGCUAAACCUGUUCCCCAGACAAUUCCAUACCAGCAGAUAACAAAGCCAAGGCCUUUUCUAGCAUCUGUAAGUUGACUAGAGUGAAAAAAAAGAACAAACACCAAAGGCACAGCCCUGACCAAAACAGGUGGCUAAUUUAACUGUGACAUCCAGAGUAGGCUAUAGAAAUCAGGUGAAAGGCAACAUUCCUACCCCUUGAUUAGACUUACAUGUUUAGUUUAGAAGAAAAAAAAAAGUGGCCUUCAUAUAAGGAAAGAUAAAUCAUGGGAUGGAAAAUGUUUUGAUGUUAUUUUCUAAGCUAGUGUAUAAUAAUAUAUGAUGUGUCCCAUUUCCCAGUUGGUUAAUAUUCAUGUUGAUAAACAGUUCUUUCGUUUUGGGUAAUCUUAUUUCUGCAUGCUAAAAGUAUUAGGCUACUAAAUGAUAAACAGCAGUAUUUGCUUCUGUAUUGAUAAACUGUAUCAUUUGUGGAAAUGUUUACUUUACUGAUAGCUGUAUCAGCUUUAUUUCCCAAGAUACUUGGCUACUGAUAAUCACUCCAAAGAAGCCAGGUACUAAAUUACUAGAUAGUUUAUGAUUACACUAUGUAGUUCAGAAAAAAUGAAUCAUAAGAGAAACAUUUCCCUUUGUUAAAAUAAAACAAUUUUCACACAGAUCAUCACUGGAACAGCACCUAAAACUGGGUGCCUUUUUUGCUAUAAUGUGAACUUUAACAAUGCAUUUUUUCCAAGAGGCAAAGUUUUUAUAUAAAGCUUUAACUCAUGUUAGACACAGACAGAAUUAGAGCUUUUCUGGCAAAAUUGUGUGAUUGCAGUUGUUUCAUAAGACCUAUAACUCAUGCCCACUGGACCAUUCUUUAAAAAAAUAAAAGCUGGUCAGUAAAAGUUUCUAAUAUUUCUUUCCUUUUUCAAAAAAAUAUAAUUAAUUCUUUGAUGAGCGCUAUGCCAUUUUCAUGAGAAAAUUCUAGAUUUGUAAAGUUUUAAUGUUUUUCAUUUACCUAAGUUCUUGCUAGUGAAUCAUAAUUUGAGUUGACAUUUAUCUAUUUUAAGGCCAUUGAUUACACUAUCCUAGUAACCAUCACUUGCUAUAAAUAUGGUUCAGCCAGCUCACUGAGCUGUUAACUGAGUCAGUUAACAAGUGAUCCUGCCUUUUGUCUCAGUUGCUGCAGAAAUUGUGUGUAGUAUUCAUGGUGCUGUUACUCACUGCAUUGCUAAAUGAUCCAGAUCCAGUUUCUAAUCUUAUCUGGGUGUUGUAUUUCAGUAAACGUGCUAACAAACUGAUCAUGUAGCAUCCCCUGCCUCACAAUCAAGAGGAUAUCUUCACAGCUAGUUUGUUAAAGAUUGUAUACGUACAUUUGCAUGCAUUAUGGUUUUUGAUAUUUUCAGGUGUUCCUGACUCUUUGAUAGAAAUGUAACAUACUGCAUAGAGAGUAUUGGGCUCAGACAGGAGACCUGAGUUCUGUUGGCUUUGCCUUUGUCCUGCUGUGUCACUUCCAUUUUCUGUCCUAUGGUUUUUAAGGUACUCGGAGGUAAUGUGAUAGUCAUAGUUCUAUAAAACGGGCAACAUACCAUUUUUCCCCCCUCUUUUUUUGGCAUCAUAGCUAAAGUUUUAUACUGCUAAGUCAGUUUCCCAAUAAAGCCCUGUCCAGCUCAGAAGUGAAAAGAAAUUCAAAGAGCAAAAGCAAGUUCUUUUGGACUGGAUUAAUGAGCAAAUUUUAUCAUUAACAAUAAAUUUCAAAGUGAAAAUGAGAAUAAAAGCUGUGUUGAAUAUACAAUAUUUACCUGUGCGGUGCUUACCAUUUGAGCAGCAGGACUGCAGUUUGCCUGCAACACCGUACUUGGCAGCAACAGGCAGUCUCAUUCCACUGCACGGUGUCUUCUUCCCCCAGCUGAAUUCUCUCAGUUGAAACUCCUUGUCUGUGCUGCUCCUGUAGGGAAGCAGGUGCCCUUGCUCAGAGCUAAAGUAAGAGAGAGACCCAUGGUAUUAUUUUAAAAGGCAUUCACUAAAUAAGAAACUCCUGUGUUACAGCUCAUGCGUUGUAUACACUUAUAUUUAUUGUGCCAGUUGUUUAUUUUCCUGAAGCAGUCAGGAACAGGGACAGAAGAAGAUGAUCUGGGAAAUCCUUAAGUGUUUAGGGGUGUUACACUUUCCCACUGGGACUAAAGAGUAAUUCUAUCAUCUACUUUAUUACGGUGGCAGAACACUUGAUGUAAAAUACUUAGAAAAAAAUAGAAUUAACUCAGAGAAUAUAUUCUAUAGAAUUUAUUUCUAAAAUACUAAAUCUGAUUACUAUUUUUUUAAAAUGGUAGAAAUCUACUGUUAUUUUCAAAACAGAGUCUAGUUCAUUAACAUGUUCCUUGGUGUAAGAAAUCUCAACAUUUGCUUUUUCAGUGUUUCCAGGGUUUUUUUAAUAUUCCUUAAUUUUGUUGUUUUCUGUAAUCGCUGUCCAUGUGCAAAUUAUUAAUUGUCCAUUUUCUCCAGGAAAUGUGAAAUCCAAAGCACGAACAUUGUAAAGUGAUGAACAAGUGUGAUUUAGUUGUAAAGAUAUCUUGAGUCAACACACUCUAGAGUUCUUCAUAAAUGCUUCACGUUCACUGUCUCUUCCCACUCUGGGAUCAGAGGUGGCUUUUAAUUUUAUUGCUAAUAAAUGUGCCAGAGUACUGGUUUCAUUUAAGGAGGAAAGUUAUAACAUCCUUUAAAACUUUCUGCUACCCUACUGGCUGACAACAAGAAUUUUUCCUUUUUAUAAGAACAUCCAAUUCACGAAACACCUGUUUUGCAGCUUUUUCCUUUCUUCUUCCUUCCUCCGUUCAUCUUUGUGUUUGGGAAAGGUCUGUUGUACAGUAAGGCUUUUGAUGAAAAUCAAGCACAGGGGUAACUCUUAGUGCCUCGUUGUCUUCUGAGGCCUGUAGAUCCAGGGGAAGAGUCUCAUUCUUCAUACAGCAUCGUCCCCAGUACAGGAUGAAAAUCCAAGGUUAGGGAAAGCAGAAAACAGUAAUUUAGGGGAACAAAAAGUUUCCUUCAAACUACUGUUAUGAUUUUUUUUUUCUUUCUUCUAAUAUAAAAGUAAUAAAUAAUAAAUUCAAAGCACCCUUUUAUAAAAUAGAAGUGAAUUAGAUGCUAAAAAGGAAAAGUUAAAAGUAUUACUCUACUGCUGUAUAGGAUUGUACUUACUACACAGAAGGUCCCACUGACUGGAGAACCAUAUUCACGAUGCUCUGUAUUGCCAGUUGAGAAGAUGAUAGUCCUUCACUCAGGGCUGAGGACAAAAAAAAAAAAAAAAAAGUCAGAAGGCAAAUUUCAUUUAUUCAUCUAUUUACUCAAUUAUUUUAAUUUGGAUCUUAGCAAUGACACUUUUGUUUUACUUCAGUAUUUUAUGAAUGAAUGUUGAAUAGAACCAAGUCAAAAGACGUUUGCCUCGUGUAUCUUCUCUAACUGUGCACUUUUCCAACAAGCCAUGAAGACUGGAUUAGCUUUUCUUGAUGGAGAGGAAAAAUGGCAGACGAUACAAAUGAACAUCACUGUUCUAACACAAGGCUCAAGAUAAUCCUUUGUCUUGAGGCACAGGUGGAUACACCCUGGAGUGAGUGAGUGGAGAACAGAAAGGGCAAUUUAGAGAUCAAGAAGGAUAAAGGUUUGAGGUAGAUUGAUGAGGACAGUUUUUUUCUUCAAAAGGGCAAAAGAAAACAUUAUAUAUAAAAAAGGAAGGAAAAAAGGAAAUUAAGCUAUCCCCAGAGCGAGGAUGGAAAAGUACAUGCAUGUUCACUACAAGCUUGGCCACGUUAGAUCAUAAUAAUAAUUCUCUUAUUUAAUAUAUUUAAAAAAAAACCAAACAUAACUCAGUGCAAACAGGAAAUGUCAUUUUUCCAUACCAGUUGUAUGCAGGCAGACAUUAAAUAAAAGACUUAUCCAAAAGCAUGGGGUAAAAACUACGAAGCAAAGCAACACCCUGGAAGCAUUGCUACCACGUCUUCUCUUUGUCUAUGUCAACUGAAAAGCCAUGUUCAGUAUCAUUUUAGUUACCUCUGGUCCCAAGCACAUGUUCUAAUAUAAAGUGUUUCUCAGCUACAGUAAUAGGUAUCCUUUUUUAUUAGCAUUUGAGUUUGGGAUUUUCAGAUGAGACUUACUACAUUACGGCAGCUAAUUCUUCCAGCGUUCUCCAUCUUACACUUUUUAAAGAUGUUCUUAAGAAUGAACUUCUGGGUUGGUGUGUGGGUGAAGGCCAGCCUUGGCACUGGGGAUCACUGUAAGGAACCACCCAUCUCUGAGUCUCUGAUAAACAGACCCAACACGAGUUUUCAGCUUCUGGAAAAGAUUGCAUCAUCGUGUGCACUGGCAGCUGGUUCUCUUAAAACAAAACUAGAAGCAAGCAUGCCCUUUUUUUAAACCAUUUCACACCGAUACCACCACUUCAGUUCUCGCAUAACGAUGCCCACGUAAACAGUGCUUAACAACUGGGCCCUUCUUUUAAUUGACUGAUUGUAGGCACUUCUAUGGAAAUACGUCUGAAGUGUAGUUUGUGAAACAUGUUUUAAAAAAAGUGUUUGAUGUAAAAUAAGCGCUAGACAUUUAACAGUGCAAAAAUAGUCAAAAUCUGUAGAUUACAAAUCCGUUCCUAAGAGCCUCAGCCUUGUAAUAUUGUCUUAGUAAAGUUGGUCUUUUAAGUUAAAUUGCAUUCUGGUGUAAUAACCUUUUGCAAAUAAAAUUAUUAAUACUUAUGUACUGGUUAAUACCUGUUAACAUAAAACAUGUCAAUGGUUAUUUUUUUUUAUUUGUUUCUAUCUACAGCUAGUAUAUAACAAUUUUGAAAAAAAAAAAAAAAAACCACAAAACCAACACUUACUACAUUUUUUUAAGUGUUUUAAUUUUUUUAACAAAUGCAAAGUAUGUAACAUUUACACUGUCUAGUCCAGCCCUGUCUUUUAGAAGGUUCAUCUGUGUGUGUGUGUGUACAUAUAUAUAUAUAUAUAUAUACACACACACACACACCAUAAGAAUAUAAAACUGCUUUUGAAAUUUAUUUUGGGAAGUAGUAAAUAAUGCACUGCUGCAUGGAUUCAAAAGCUCUUAACUUGAUGAUCUUUCAGACGUGUAAUCCAUUUGAAAUGGGACUAGUAAAUUGUGGUGUAAUUGCAGCCAUUUGUUUAAAAUUUGUACAUUACUUCUAAUUUUACUAAUUUUUCGAGAAAAAUAAUUAUGUUAAGUACUUACCGUUUUCCAUUGCAGAUGAUCUUGCAUACAAAAAUUGUGGAGAUCUCAACAGUAAAGCAACAUAUUUAAUUGGACUCCUGCUUUUAAACUGUUUGAAGAAGCAAAGGGAAAUAAAGUUCAUCUUAAAAUCUGUACGUGGAAAUAAUUUUAAGCUUCAUGAACUACACAUUUCUUUAUUUUCCUUUCCAUUUUUUUAAAACAAGUUGUAACAUCAAAGAUGCCAAAGGGUAAUAUAAGCUACAAUAAUAUUCAACAGAACUUAACCUAGACCUUAUGUUGUAAUAAUUUAUUCAAAUUAACUGUAUUCUUCUGUAUUUAUAUUUUCGGUAUUUAUUAUGAAUGAUAUGGAAUUUGAUGUAUUUAUUGUGGCUUAUUAUUGCAGUGUAUAUAUUACAAAAAUGAGCAUUUUUAAGUCUUAACAUUAGGUUUUUUGUUAAUUAGUGGCACUUGUAUUGGCUGUAUUUUUAUUAUAUAUUGUACAAUAUAUAUUGUCCAUUUGUUUGCAAUGAAGUAAAACAGGUUUCUACGUUACAUCAUG
Messenger RNA from Calidris pugnax (ruff), 10873 nucleotides. It is a transcript of the gene CSRNP3, whose product is annotated as cysteine-serine-rich nuclear protein 3. Gene Ontology annotation, molecular function: sequence-specific DNA binding; DNA-binding transcription factor activity, RNA polymerase II-specific. Gene Ontology annotation, biological process: regulation of transcription by RNA polymerase II. Lineage: Eukaryota; Metazoa; Chordata; Aves; Charadriiformes; Scolopacidae. The transcript has 6 exons. Gene Ontology annotation, cellular component: nucleus. The coding region runs from base 155 to 2074 and encodes 639 amino acids. The record is from RefSeq and is a predicted model, not a curated record.